AUGGUUUCUGCACACGAAGGCGGAUCAAUUACAAAUCUGUGUGCCACGGAACUGCUGACUAUCGUGACUAAUGGUGGCGCUGUUGUUUCGUUACAGCCGGGCACAUGUACAAAAACUGUAACAAUUAAUAAAAAUGGAGAAGCUAACAUUUAUAAUCUUUGUGCUUCGGAACAGCUUUCUAUUCAAGAUAACAGUGGAACACCACUUACUCUUGUGUCAUCAUCAUGUCCGUCUGUAGUAACUAUUAAUGCCCUAGCUGGACUUCCUAAUGGAAAUCAGUUCAUCAAUGUUUGUGCGACUCAACUCUUAACCAUGACUAUCUCUGGUCGGGUUGGUGUUGUUAUUAACUCAGCAUUUUGCCCGAAAACUACUAAUGUCUCCGCUUCAUCAGGGGCGAUAGUUCAAAACCUUUGUGCUACUGAACAAAUGUCUAUCAAUGCUCUUGAUGGAACGCAAAUUUAA
Didymodactylos carnosus is the source of this 462-nucleotide messenger RNA. The record is from the annotation of a GenBank genome assembly. Lineage: Eukaryota; Metazoa; Rotifera; Eurotatoria; Philodinida; Philodinidae.